Messenger RNA from Poecile atricapillus (Black-capped chickadee), 1499 nucleotides. It is a transcript of the gene IL5RA, whose product is annotated as interleukin 5 receptor subunit alpha. Bases 25 to 1257 code for a protein of 410 amino acids. Gene Ontology annotation, molecular function: cytokine receptor activity; protein binding. The record is from RefSeq and is a predicted model, not a curated record. NCBI's taxonomy places the organism in Eukaryota, Metazoa, Chordata, Aves, Passeriformes, Paridae. Gene Ontology annotation, cellular component: external side of plasma membrane; membrane. The transcript has 10 exons. Gene Ontology annotation, biological process: immunoglobulin mediated immune response; cytokine-mediated signaling pathway.
GUGCCCAUCCACCACCCAGAGCUGAUGGCCAGUGGGAUGCCAGUUUUCCUGCUCCUCCUUUGGACAGCAAACACGCCUCAGGGUGCAGGAGUUCAGGUUUUGCCACCUGUUAACUUCACCCUCAGUGUCUCUGCAUUAGCACAAGUGCUGUUACACUGGGAACCAAACCCUGCUCAGGAGCAAAACAACUCCACCAUCAGAUAUGAGGUGAAAAUCCUGAGCCCUGUGCCAGAAGAGUAUGACACCAAGAGGACUCACAGUGUCCGAACAGCGGCGCUUCACAACGGCUUCUCGGCUCGCGUGCGGACCUUGCUCCUCCAGGAGAACCUUCAGCUGAGCAGUGACUGGGUGGAGAGAAACCUCCCACCUCUGCCAGGUGCUGCAGAGACCUCUGUCACCAACCUGUCCUGUGUCACUCAUGUCACCGUCCCUGGCAAUGUCUCUCUCCGUUGCACUUGGCUCCCUGGCCAAGGGGCACCAGAAGACACCAAAUACUUUCUGUUUUACAGGUAUGAGACACACACUGAGGAAUGUCCCUCUUACACCAAAGACAAGUGGAACAGGAAUGCUGAAUGCAGCUUUUCAAGGACUCAGAUUAAACCUGGCGAGAUCGACAGCCUCAUUGUCAUUCACAUUAAUGGCUCCAGCAAACGUGCUGCAAUCAAGCCUUUUCAGCAGUUAUUUAACCAAAAUGCCAUCGAGAAAGUGAAUAUUCCCAGAAAUAUCAGCAUAUCCCUGGAGCAAAAUGAUCUCCUGGCCACGUGGGAGAAGCCAAUUUCUCCUUUCCAUGAGGAAUGUUUUGAAUAUGAAUUUUAUCUCAUCAACCUGAAGUCAGGUAACAAGCAGAUCCUGAAAAUCUCCUCAAACAGAUUCCGAGUAGGGAUCGAUGGCAGCAGCAGGUAUUCCAUAAGGAUCAGGGCCAACCACAACCACAUCUGUCGUGCCCAGGGAUUCUGGAGUGACUGGAGUGAAAUCAUUUAUGUUGGGCAAAAUAAACUGGAGAAUUCCAUAGUCUGGAUUCUCACUCUGCUUUGUGUUUCCACGUCCUGCACAUUGCUGUUUGUUGCUAUAAUAUGCAAAAUGAGCCACCUCUGGAGGAAACUGUUCCCACCAAUCCCAACGCCCAGCAACAAAUUCCGAGACCCUUUCCCAAUUGACUACGAGAGAGCACGGACCUGCACCAGCUCCACGGAGACCGAGGUGGGCAGCCUGGCUGAAGGCUUCUCCUGCAGUGUCCUCGAUGACUCUGUGUUCUGAGAGGCUCCACAGUGUCACCCACCAGCGCUGGAGAGGGCUCUGUGUCACCUCCCUGUGGCCCUGCUCCCAGUGGGGAGGAGAAUUUGCCUUCACCAAGUGCCUUGUUCAAGCAGGAUUUAAGUUCAUGGCACAAAGGCUGUGUUGGGGGGAAAAAAGCUUGGAAAAGAGCAAAUGGAUUCAUUUUUUUCUGGUUGGCAGCUUAAUCUUUUGGAUGUUUGUUUUACCUUUACAACUGGAGAUGC